AUGGCCCUUUUUUUCCAAAAGCGCCUUCAUUGCUUCUAUUGUGGGUCCCGGUCAUCGAAGCCUCAGAAGGGCUCGACACGUCAGUGGAGGUGUUCUGAAUGCCAGGCAGUAAACCAUCUCGAUGAGAAUGGUGAGAUAACGGACCCCCCGCCCGCUGAAGCAUCGUUUCAACCCAGCCAACCCCAAUACGCCCGACCUCUCUCCCAUGCGCAGGUAGAUCGAUCUUCAGAUUCAUCCAUAUUCUGCUCAACGUGCCUAAAAAACCAAUACCUGUUAACCGAAACCCUUGCAUCCUAUCUUCCACCUCAAUCGCACCCGGAUUAUGACGCUUACGAAGCGUCGUACCCAGAAUACCGAAAGAGUCUCGAGAGCCGCUACCCACAAGUAUGCGAACGUUGCGAACCGAAAGUCAUUGGGCGCAUUCGUCAGGCGGGAUAUGCGGCGAAAGCCGACCAUUUACGACGCAUGAUGGAGCGUAGUAGGGGCGGCAGAACCGGGCGCAAUAAAGGCAACUGGAGAUGGCGCAGUCUUUUGGUUUCUACUGGUGCUGUAUCCUUUUGGGCCAGCAUUACUGGACAGCUGCUCUGGGAUAUCACGGGCUGUAUACCAGAUAUUGGAUAUUCUCUUGAGUACCAAGAAUAUGCACAGCCAUCCAAGAUUCUCUCACAAUGUUUUUGGCAAGGUGUUGAAACGUACUGUAUGUCGAAGGAAUGCGCAAUGACACUACAGCCGUAUGCUGGGCUAGCAUUGGUUCUAGGAGUCUUCUCGCUGUGGUGGAAUCCGCAACUUCGAUCGAAGGUCAGUGGACGGUCUGGUCGUAUAACUGGAGUGCGUGAAUAUUAUCGAAUACAGAUCGUUGCGCUCGUUGCCAGAUUUAUCAGCUGGGUUAUGUUACAAGAUACAUCGAUCACCGACCUUAAUCCCAACCUUUCCCGAGCGAUUCAUAUUUUUAUAGGACUCUUCACAUUAUUUACAACCAUUGCCUCCAGAGCAUCGAUUCAAUUUUCGGCUAAACCUAUUGUCUCGUGGAAUGAAAAUCUUGACUCUCUAACUACAACAAAUUCAAGGACUGACAAAGAUGGCCCACGGCCACCCCUUUCGAUCUCUCAGGCAGCAGCUCCUAGCCUAAGUCAUGAUGUACCGCGAUUUCCGAUUACAAAACUCGCUGCUCCUCGUGCCGCCACUCCAGAGCCCUAUAUACCUCCAACUCCUCCUUUAGACCCCUCAUACGACUCCGAUGCCAUGGAUUGGACUCCUUCCCAUCAGCAAGCGAUUCAACCCAGCUUUCAUCUAAGCCGAAGAAAACCUGAGCCUGUUGUUGUUCCAUCCCCGUUUCAAGGACAAUUACCUCCAGCCCCCAAGCCGCCAUCAUGGCAGCUCCGCAACCCUAGGCCGACACCUUUAGUUAGACCCCCUGAGAAACCCAACCCUUUCCAUACCGCGCCAAUUUUACAACCAACCAUUGCAACGUCUCAUGACAGCAAAAGUCUGACGAAAUCAAGUGACAUGGUGAUGGCACCUCCGAAAUUCUUUCCCCAAAGUGAUUUUAAGGCGGAGACUGGUCUGGAGAGCUUAUUUGACAAGGCAUUUUCCAUUGCAGAUAGCCCAGGGAAAGGCGAACGGCAUUCUAAAUCGAAAACUGCGGAAAGCGAGCCUGUAGCAAAUAAACCGCUCCAUCUCUUGAAGAGCAUCCUUUUGGUUUUUGGCUUGACGCUAUGGGUUGGCUCUCGACCUUUGGGCUUACCCAGAAACACCACUGAAACGGUUGUGCUAUCCCUUAGUUUCCUUGUGGCCGGAUUCUCUUUGCUUGAAUUAUUGAUGAAACCCAUGGUUCAUUGGAGAACAACUGAUAUAUUUUUAUCCGUGGCUGAACUACUUGGCUGUGCCUAUUUUGCCUUGACUCGCACAGGCCACUUUGAGGAGUUUACAACUUUUGAUAAUGCUGGAAUAUACUUCGUAUCCUUUUUGACAGGCCAAGAGCUAUUCGGGCUUCGUUUCUUGUUCGAGAGAAAGGAACCGAGUGUUGUUGCGCAGGCCCCAAUUCAACCAGAGAAUAGACGACCGGAAACGCCUCCGUUAAUGUCGCCAUCUCUCUCCACUUCUAGCGGAGAACGAACUCCCACCCGCGCUUCUUUCCUAUCAAAGCCGGAGCCUAGUCUUCGAAUGGAUCAUUCACCGGCUAAAAAGCAACCUCCACGGUAUCAACCUUCCCCCGCACUUCAACCCUUGCAUCCAAAUUCGAGCACACUCAACAGACAAAGCACCUCUCACCCCGUCCCUAAAGCGGAGUCUACCCUAGCUUCUUUUUCGACAAUUACUCAAUCGCAGCUUCUCUCCUCGUCCUUUGGUUCCACAGAUCGUUUCAUGUCCCCUGCAUCCGUCACAUCGGUUUCCUCUGCUGAGUACGACACGUCCACGAUAUCGGAGCCACCAUCUCCUAUCCUCUCCGCUCGUCAUCGCACCCCGGGCCCUUCGAUUAAUGGCCUCAGCUUAGAAGAUAGCCCCAUACCUAUGAAAAAUAUAGUUCCUACUCCACGCUAUUCCCUUCGAAGUCGUCGGCGGUAG
Molecule: messenger RNA, 2565 nt
Organism: Ophidiomyces ophidiicola
Lineage: Eukaryota; Fungi; Ascomycota; Eurotiomycetes; Onygenales; Onygenaceae
Exons: 3
Coding region: 1-2565 (854 amino acids)
Biological process (GO): nuclear inner membrane organization
Cellular component (GO): chromosome, centromeric core domain; microtubule organizing center attachment site; nuclear inner membrane
Source: RefSeq, a predicted model, not a curated record